This is a messenger RNA of Lottia gigantea (owl limpet), 2925 nucleotides long. RefSeq lists its product as hypothetical. The record is from RefSeq and is a predicted model, not a curated record. Lineage: Eukaryota; Metazoa; Mollusca; Gastropoda; Lottiidae. The transcript is spliced from 2 exons. Bases 1 to 2925 code for a protein of 974 amino acids.
AUGGAUAUGAAUGAUGCGUUACAGUUACAAAAAGUGUACAAUAUACAGCUCCAUGAUAUGGGAACGAGUAAACUUUACCAAUCACCAAGCGCCGCCUACUCCAGUGGUUAUAACAGGGGAUCAUCGUACAGUACUCCUAACAGAAGUCUGAGCUAUGAUCCCAGCAGUCGAUAUGCUGGAAAUGUUAAUAAUUCAUCAGUCAGGGACAGAAUGAAAAAAUUCGCAGAACCAAAAUAUGAUUAUUCUUCAAACCGUUAUCCGUCCAUCGACAGAAGUACCGUCGGAAGAGAUCGUUAUUCUUCAUUAGACAGAGUUUCAAAUAGAAGUGGUUAUCUUUCCGAUUACGGCGGAAGUCCGCGCUCAUUUGGAUCUUGGGAUCGUGCAUCAUCUAAAUCUGGUCGCAGCUACGGUGGUGGUAGUCGUGAAGGUUCACCAGUGAGUACACGGUCUUCUCGGUACGACUAUAGUAGUAGUGCUUCCCCAUAUUCAACAUACUCAUAUAAAAGUGGUUCUGAUAUUUCACCAGCACAAAAACGAUACGACAGACAAAACUCGGGUGGUUUUGACGGACCUCCGAAAGCCGCAAGCACUCCUGUUGAUUCCGUCCAAAAACGACGUACCUCACAAUCUUCAUUCGUGCCAAUAAAUGUUCGUGGACGUCAGGCAGCUAUCACAGACACUGACUCAGAAUCCGAUGAUAGUUGCCCUGAAGCUGAAAAGCGCGGUGUAAAAUAUUUGAUUUGUCGCGGUACCUCACCGAUACCCGAAGAAGGUGAACAUAGAAGAGAUCGUAAAAUUGAAUCAAUCGCAAAGACUAAACGAAUAAAGUGCCCUAAAAGACGUUCUGUUAUAAGCCGACGGGGCUUUAAUACGGUAGAUUGUGCUACUCAGACUAAUUUGGAUCAGCAACAAGUUCGCAGACAAAGGCAACAGAAAAACAACGAGGACGACGAACCUCCUCCUCAACGUAGACCAAGACAGCAAAAAGAUAGAAGCCUUGAAGAAGAAGAUCAACCGCCGAUUAGAAGACCAAGAGGUCUACGACUUGACGACGAUACACUCGACACUCCACAAAGAAAGCCAAGAGGUGGAACAAAGAAGGAAGAGAACGAUAGUUCUAAAACAUUUUAUAAAUACAGAGACAAGUUUCUUACGCCGGCUUUACCUGCUAUGCCAAGUUCGACUUAUGUAGGCGGUGGUGGUAGUUCACGUGGAUCAAGAAGUAGUUAUGGUUAUAAGGCAGAUCCACCACAAGAGAAAUCGUGGCGUCAAGCAGUGUAUGGGGAACUAGCACCUGCUAGACAACCACGCGCUGACGAUACUGAAACGGAUUCCCGUAGUGUUGCCAAUGAGGAGGAGGAUAGAAGUAGCAGACAAAGUCGUAGACGCCGGGAAAGGGAACGUGCAGCUGCAGAGGAAGAGUAUAGUGCUGCCGAAGAGAGACGCGCUGCACGUAGAUCGGGACCAAGUAGAUCUUCUUCAAGAGAAGACUUGUUAGAUGAUAAACCCAGACGCAAGAGACACUCGAGUAAGGAACUUUUAGAUGAUAAACCGUUAACUCCAGAAAAUCUGUCUUUAAGAGAAAGCAUUGAAAAGGUGAACCAGUGGAAACAGCAACUACCAUCACCAUCUCAAUAUGAAGAAGAAGUUGCUGAAGAUGGUAGACGCCGACCAGCAGCUGAUCGUGCCCCUCGUAGACUUAUUUCACGUUCGGGUUCUAAUGAUAGUAUAUUAGAUGACGAUUAUGAUGAAGGGAAGCUGCCCAAUAAGGAUUUUAGGAAAUCCAGAUUGAACAAAGCACCUGGGUACAAAGAGUCAGAUGGAAGCAUACAGCAUAGACCUGGUCUAAAAAAAUCUGGCAGCUCUUCAGAAGCCAUUUCCAGAGAUGAUUCGCCUAAUAGAAUGCGCCAUGGAUCAUCUCGAUUGCAGCGAGAUAGUUCUCGGGAAAGUAUUUUAGACGACAGGCGUAAAUCGCGUCGCGAUACAUGGGAAGCAAGUGAUAGUGCUGGAUCUCAGUUUGGAUUCAAUCGCGAAGAUUCACCAAACAGGAACAGUCGCCAUUCUGGACGUUCUGGUAGAACCAGUCGACAAAGUUCGAGAGAAGAUAUGCUUAGUGAUCGCAGUCAUCAACAUCCUCAACUAGCACGACAAGGUGCUGUAGAUGACCAAUACAGGAACAGAAUGUCCAAUAUUUCGAAUGAUGAUGGGGGACGUAUGCAAUCAUCAAUGUCUCAGCAUUCAAUAGCAUCGAACGCAACCCUUCCAGAUCUGGUACCACCAGAAGGAGAUUACAAUCAUCCUGAUAACAAUACACGACACAUUAACCGAGCCAACAAUCGAACAGGUUUUAUUGGAAAUGUGCAGGAUAUCGAUAGCGUUCUUUCUGAUGCCAACAAACGUAGAAGGAUGAAUCGCAAUGGUUUAUCUAUAAUGGAUGCUCCAGUACCACCUCACGCACACGCCCCUCUACAACCAUCUCCUGUAACGUCUCCGAGUCCGCAAGCUGGAGACAGAUACGACUUUAAUCAAUACGAUGGAAAGAAACAGCGCCCCAACAGCUAUUCUUUUGAAGCAAAACAACAAAAGGAUAGAAAUAGAGUAGCUAUGAGACAAUCUAAAUCUCAUGAUGACAAACUCAUUGAUAUCGAAGAUGAAAAUAUUCAACAGGAAACAGCUAUUAAGCAAUCAUCAUCACCAAAGAGCGGAAGAGGCCAACCAUCACCGACCGCGCAGGCUAUGUGGGUAACAUUACAACAGAAGAAAGGUCUAGUCGCUAUAUCAGAUUUUAUUGCGCUGUGUGAGAAGCCUGCUCCACCUAAAGUAAUCCAGAUUCCUGGUGCCUUGGACGACUCCAAUUUUAAUGGAUAUGCCAAUGCUAACGAGAUGUUGGAGAAUCUUGGUAUAGACGUUUCAAAGGUGAGUUGA